Salvelinus fontinalis (brook trout) is the source of this 1867-nucleotide messenger RNA. Its product is annotated as zinc finger protein 436-like. Gene Ontology annotation, biological process: regulation of transcription by RNA polymerase II. The annotation marks the transcript as partial. The record is from RefSeq and is a predicted model, not a curated record. Lineage: Eukaryota; Metazoa; Chordata; Actinopteri; Salmoniformes; Salmonidae. The transcript is spliced from 2 exons. Gene Ontology annotation, molecular function: RNA polymerase II cis-regulatory region sequence-specific DNA binding; DNA-binding transcription factor activity.
AGAAGAGGGGGUCUGGGGCUGAACACAGUCGUGAAAGAGGAGGAGGGAGAAGAGGAUGUCACAGUUACUGUGAAAGAAGAAGAGAAAGACUUUUCAGUGAAAGAAAAGGAAGACGCGUUCAGAGUGAAAGAGGAGGAGGAUGUUACAGUAAAAGAAGAGGAGGAAGAGAAAGAGGAGGAUGCCGUUUUUGAAGUAAAGGGCCAAGAGAUAACUGUCACAUUGAAGGAGGAGAAGGAAGAACAGGAGGAGGAGACAGGAGAUCUGAUUAAGACCAGAGAGAGACCUGACUCUGACAGCGGGAAGAGUUCCUCAGAGGAAAUAGACCUGGAGACGCCUAACCAACACCACUGCUCCCACUGUGGAAAGAGUUUUAGGUGGUUUGGGAGCCUGAAAAUGCGUGAGAGAAUACAUACAGGAGAAAAGCCCUACCACUGUUCUCACUGUGGAAAGAAUUUUACUCAGUUAGGGGCCCUGGUUGGGCAUGAGAGAUCACACACUAGAGAGAAGUCUUAUCACUGUUCCCACUGUGGAAAGAGUUUUAGGUGGUUAUGGGUCCUGAACAAGCAUGAAAGAAUACACACUGGAGAGAAGCCUUAUCACUGUUCUCACUGUGGAAACAGUUUUAGGUGGUUAGUGAGCCUGAAAACGCAUGAGAGAACACACACAGGAGAAAAACCUUUCCAAUGUUCCCAGUGUGAAAAGAGUUUUAGGUGGUCAGGGAGUUUGAAAAAGCAUGAGAGAAAACACACAGGAGUAAAGCCUUUCCAACAUACUAAUACACAGAAGGAGACAACAUACCACUGCUCUCAUUGUGAAAAUACAUUUUCCCAGUCAGAGGACCUGAAAUCACACGAGAGAAUAGAGAGGCUGUGUUCUGACUUAUGUUUUUGACUGAGAAUUUGUCCACGGCCAGGAUUCACAGGGCCAGGGUGUCCGCUAUGGACACCUGGAAGAAAUCAGCAGCGGACAUUUCUGAAGGUUUAUCCAACAGACCUGUACAUCCAUGAAUGGAUCUCUAUAAUGUGUAAACUAUUUCUGAUGUAUUGUUUAAUAGAUGUACUAUGUUAGGUAUAUUUAUCUGUGUUUUUAUUUCAACAGAUUUUACUGAUGCUAUUAGAUUGUACUAUGUUAGGUAUAUUUAUCUGUGGUUUUAUUUUAACAGAUUUUACUGAUACUAUUAGAUUGCUGGGUGGGGGGAGUUUUAUAUAUACAGAGACUUCAGAAAGUAUUCACACCCCUUGACUGGUCCCACAUGUUGUUGUGUUACAUCCUGAAUUUAAAAUGUAUUUUUAUUUCACCUUUAUUUAACCAGGUAGACUAGUUGAGAACAAGUUCUCACUUGCAAUGACACAUACAACAACACAGAGUUACACAUAGAAUAAACAAACAUACAAUCAAUUAUACAGUAGAAAAAUCUAUAUACAGCAUGUGCCAAUAAGGUAGGAUAACAGAGGUUAGGCAAUAAAUAGACCAUGGUGGCGAAGUAAUUACAAUAUAGCAAUUAAACACUGGAAUGGUAGGGAAUGUGAAUGUGAAUAGCAGAAGAUGAAUGUGCAAGUAGAGAUACUGGGGUUAAAUGGAUUCAAUACCCCAUAAUGUCAAAGUGGAAUUAUGUUUUUGGAAAUGUUUACAAAUUUAAUUAAAAGCCUAAAUAAGUUCAGGAAUAAAGAUUUUGCUUAACAAGUCACAUAAUAAGUUGCAUGGACUCACUCUGUGUGCAAUAAUAGUGUUUAACAUGAUGUUCGAAUGACUACUUCAUCUCUGUACCCCACACAUACAAUUAUCUGUAAUGUCCCUCAGUCGAGCAGUGAAUUUCAAACACAGAUUCAACCACAAAGACCCGGGAGGUUUUCCAACGCCUCACAAA